Molecule: messenger RNA, 2507 nt
Organism: Gambusia affinis (western mosquitofish)
Lineage: Eukaryota; Metazoa; Chordata; Actinopteri; Cyprinodontiformes; Poeciliidae
Gene: nkx6-1
Product: NK6 homeobox 1
Exons: 3
Coding region: 543-1526 (327 amino acids)
Biological process (GO): regulation of transcription by RNA polymerase II; cell differentiation
Cellular component (GO): nucleus
Molecular function (GO): DNA-binding transcription factor activity, RNA polymerase II-specific; RNA polymerase II cis-regulatory region sequence-specific DNA binding
Source: RefSeq, a predicted model, not a curated record
AUCAUUAUAAUCAUUAUCAUCAAAUGUGAUUAUGUUUCUCUUCAGUUUUUUUUUCCUGCUCUCGUGUCGCGGUUCUUGUCCCCUCUUUGAUUUCUGCUCAUUAAAUCAGAGCAUCGCUGAACCAAUCAAAAGCCGCGGUGAAUCUUAGUGGACUGCAUCACGGCCGGGUCACCCAAUCCAAACAAAGACCCCCAGCUCCAUUCACACACGCGCACUCCCCACCCCACACUUCGGCUCUUCGUCUCCUCUCAAAGUUUGGUUCGCAGCUGAUGAAGAUGCUGAGCUGAUGAUCCUUUUUGAUGGUCUCCUCCAGCCUGCCGGACAGACCAGAUCGGUUCCCGGACCUGAACCGGACCCGAACACAAACGGAACUUCGUCCUGCUUUCCUGGAGCAUUUGGGAUUUGGAUUCUGCCCGUUGACUGAGAUGGGCUUUGAGUCCAGAAAGAAAGUGAAGCUGUUUUAGUUGAAGUCUGGAUUCUGGAGAUUGGCCCCCGCAGCCCCAUCCCCAGUCCUCUCGGGCCUCCCUCUCUCAGAGGCGGUAAUGCUAGCGGUGGGUCAGAUGGACGGGUCCCGACAGAGCGCCUUCCUCCUCAGCACUCCACCUCUGGCAGCUCUGCACAGCAUGACCGAGAUGAAGACCCCCCUCUACCCGGCCUAUCCCCUCUCCACCUGUCCCAACUCCUCCACCUCUCCCGCCACCACAUCUCCCAACCCAGGCGGCAUGGCCGUGUCUUCCCCCGGGAUCAAGAGUUCCACCGGGCUGUCUUCGGGCCUCGGCUCCCCGCAGCAGUGCUCCUCUGCAACUCCGCACGGAAUUAACGACAUCCUCAACCGUCCGGUCGUCUCCUCAGCUGGCACCACGGCGGUCGUAGCAGCUGCAGCCGCCGCCGCCUCCUCAUCUGCUGGGAUUCUGUCUGGACUGCCCAGGUUCAGCAGCCUCAGCCCGCCGCCACCUCCCGGACUUUACUUCAGCCCCAGCGCGGCGGCUGUGGCCGUGGCCCGGUACCCAAAGCCGCUGGCAGAUCUCCCGGGAAGGACGCCGAUCUUUUGGCCAGGAGUUAUGCAAAGUCCGCACUGGAGAGACGCCAGGUUCGCUUGUUCACCCCAUCAGAACUCAGUAUUACUGGACAAAGAUGGGAAAAGGAAGCACACUCGGCCCACUUUCUCUGGGCAGCAGAUCUUUGCGCUGGAAAAGACUUUUGAACAAACCAAAUAUCUGGCGGGGCCAGAGAGAGCGCGGCUGGCCUACUCUCUGGGGAUGACCGAGAGCCAAGUGAAGGUGUGGUUCCAGAACAGAAGGACCAAGUGGAGGAAGAAGCACGCAGCGGAAAUGGCCUCCGCGAAGAAGAAGCAGGACUCGGAGACGGAGCGGCUCAAAGGAACGUCGGACAACGAAGAGGAGGACGACGACUAUAACAAACCUCUGGACCCGAACUCGGACGAUGAAAAGAUCACACAACUGCUGAAAAAACACAAACCGGGCUCUGCGCUGCUGAUGCACACAUCUGAAAACGACAGCUCUUAAUUCACUUCUAUUUCCUGUUCCGAGGAGGAUCUGGCGGGACGAACUCAUGGAUUCGGUUCACUUUGUGAAUGUUUUUCUGCGAGGCGAAAGAGGAUACACACUUCCGGUUCACAGAGAAGACUUUAGCUGUAAAUAGAAGCGUGAGUUGUAUGAAUAGAAAUUGCUAUUGAAUCAUUGCUGUGAAUAAUUUAUGUGUAGUUUUUUUUCUUAUUUGUUUUGUACAGAAGCGAUUCUCCCAGAUCAGCGGUAAACACAUUUUAGUUUUGAUCUGACAGCAGAGGUAUUUUUUUUCUGUCUGUCCCUGAACGCCUCUUGAUCUAUCAGAUAAAACCGCAGCUGCACCUGAGGUCGCUAACACCCCCCCACACACACGCGCACGCACACACACACACACACACACACACACACACACCCACACACACUGGUGAACCCUGUGAAGCUGUGGAAGCGGCCUGCAGCAGCUUCAUGUAAAGCACUUUUAUUUAAUAAAAACUCUAAAGCUGGCUCGUUGUUUCCAACCGACGCAUUCAAUCAAAGCUGGAGUUUUAUAAAUUUGUCGCCAUUUUAACCUAACACAGCCUGUUUAUUAUUUAUAUUAAUGUUGUUAUUAUCAGGACCUUUUAAAUAUGUUUGAGAUUAAACGAAAGGCUAUUUUAAAAAGUUUUUUUAUUCUUAAAAAAUGCUUCCGAAUGGUGACCAUUCCUUCCUGAAGAGCAGAGUGAAUUGGGGUUAAUUCGGUGCGGGUCCACUGCCCUCUGGAGGCGCUGAUCAGGGCCUGAAAACGGGCGAGGUCAAGCUGAGGUCCAGACCGGAAAACCGAGGCUCCUCAGCGGGCAGCGGGCUGCUCUCUGUCGGCUUCAAACUCAAAUGCUCCGCGGGGUUUAUUAGGACACACUGCACAGUGUGUCCUAAUAAAAUAUAUAUUUUAAACUAAAUAUAGGCUACCUGGGAAUGCGCUAUUUUUCACCUAGUUUGGUGUAU